GAGGUGACAAUAAUGGACCUGACCGGACCUCACCUAUGCUUAGGUGUCCUCAAGGACUUUGUCCUCCAUUCAAAUGUAAAUGGGCUGCCCAGAUGAGCACCAAUUUUAAUAAUACAGCGAGUUGCGUCCCGAAUGAUUCGAACUCGGAAGUCGGAUCCAUAAGCUCAAUGGCACAAACUAAUUAAUUCAUCCCCCACUAAAACCCAGCUUCCGCCGUCUUGCGUUCGCAAAUUGCAAUCCAUUCUCAGUUCCCACACCCAAAACCCUACGACAGAAUCGGAAAGAGGACAGAAACGCAAAGAAGAAGCUGAGGAUGAGACAUCCAUGGAGAUUUCUUCUCUUCCGAAACCACCCUCGAUCUCCUCUUCGAGUACCCACCAUGUCCCAGGUACUCCCUCCUUCCGUUCCUCCCCCUCAUACUCACUCGUUCCACAACAUUUAUUCACACUCGCAACUCGCAAACCCCUUCAACAUGAUGAAAGAAUUAUCCAUGUUAAAUUCCAAAAAUACUCCCAUCAAUCAUUGUAGUUUCUCAUCGGCGGCGGCUGUUGAACAGAAAGAGCCAGAUCAUGUUUUGGUAACUGUGACUGAUAUUUUUACUAGACUUGGUGAUAGGAAUGAUAUAAAGAGAGAAUUGGAGUUAAAUGAUAUUGUUUUUAGCCAUGAAAUGGUUUUGAAAGUGCUGAGGAGUGUUGAGUCUAGUCCUGAUGUGGCAAGGAGGUUUUUUGAUUGGGUUUUCGAGACUGAUGCGGAGAGAUUGAGCUCCAAGUCGUAUAAUCGGAUGCUAGGUAUUUUGGGUGUUAAUGGGUUGGUUGAGGAGUUUUGGGGUUUGGUUGAUGUUAUGAAGAAGAAGGGGUAUGGUAUUUCUGGUGGCGUGCGUGACAGAAUUGCAGUGAAGUUUGAGAAAGAAGGGUUGGAGAGCGAUUUGGAGAGACUGAGAGGGGUUUUUGCUACAGGAUCGGUGGAUAAUUCAAUGGAAAAGGCUUUUUCUAGGAUUUGUAAGAUUAUUAGGAGCGAGUUAUGGGGUGAUGAUGUUGAGAAGAGAUUGCUUGAUUUGAAUGUUACCUUUUCUAAUGAUUUGGUGAAAUUGAUAUUGGAAAAUCUUGCUUCAGAGCCAGCAAAAGUGUUGAUAUUUUUCCGGUGGACUGAAGAGUGUGGUUUGGUGAAGCAUGAUGAGCGCAGUUAUAAUGCUAUGGCGAGGGCUUUGGGGAGGGAAGAUUGCAUUGAUAGGUUUUGGAAGAUUGUUGAUGAAAUGAAAAGUUUAGGGUAUGAAAUGGAAAUGGAGACAUAUGUGAAGGUUUUGGGGCGCUUUUGUAAGAGGAAGAUGAUUAAGGAAGCUGUAGACUUGUAUGAGUUUGCAAUGGCUGGUUCCAAUAAGCCUUCUGUGAGUUGUUGUACCUUCCUGCUGAGGAAAUUAGCAGUGAGUAAACAAUUAGACAUGGGUCUGUUUUCAAGAGUUGUGAGGAUUUUUAUGGAGAGUGGGAAUGUCUUGACAGAUUCUAUGGUUGAUGCAGUUCUCAGAUCUUUGGCAAGUGUUGGUAGACUUGGAGAAUGCAACAAGGUUCUAAAAGUAAUGGAGGAGGGUGGGUUUGUAGCUGGUGUUAACUUGCAGAGUAAAAUUACUUUUAGACUUGCUAGCGCCGGUAAAAAAGACGAAACUGCUGAGUUUAUAGAUCUUGUUGAAGCUAUCAAUACCAACUUGGAUCACAAGGCAUGGGACUCUUUAAUAGAAGGGUGUUGUGCUGCUGGGGAUCUUGAAACAGCAUCAGCUUAUUUCAAAAAUAUGGUUGAAAAAGAAGGGGUCUCUCAUGCUGGUUAUGCCUUUGAAUGGUUGGUAUAUUCAUAUUGCAGUAGGAAAAGAGCAACGGAUGCAUGCAAGCUUCUACACAAGUACGUUAGUGAGAGCCAGUUAAGGCCGUGGCCCACUACCUACAAGGAAUUGAUAAGGAAGUUAUUGGCUCAGGGUGGAUUUAAAGAUGCUUUGAAUCUCUUAGGUUUGAUGAAAGAUCAUGGUUUCCCACCCUUUGUGGAUUCAUUCAUUGAGUAUGUAUCAAAGUCUGGAAGUAGUGACGAUGCAUUUGCUUUCCUCAAGUCUAUGACAUCAAAAAGGUUUCCAUCUCUAUCAGUGGUUCUCCGUGUUUUUGAAGCCUUUUUAAAAGCUGCAAGGCAAAAUGAAGCACAAGAUUUAUUGUCGAAAUGCCCAGGUUACGUUCGUAACAAUGCCGAUGUUUUGAAUCUUUUUUGUUCCAUGAAAUCAGGUCAAGUUGUUGCUGCACCUCCUGUGGUUGCUUAGGCUUCGUUGGCUGUCAUUGACAUUGUAUUUUUCUUGAUGAGCUAUGGCAUUUGUUCCCAAAUUUUGG
Molecule: messenger RNA, 2360 nt
Organism: Durio zibethinus
Lineage: Eukaryota; Viridiplantae; Streptophyta; Magnoliopsida; Malvales; Malvaceae
Source: RefSeq, a predicted model, not a curated record